AUGGGUUUCAUGCUCUGCACAUUUCUCUUCCUCCUCCUCCUCCUCCUCCACAGCCCCUCCUCUUCUGCUCUCAUCUCCUCCUUCUCCUCCUCCUCCUCAUCAUCAUCCCAUGAAAUCCAACACAAACCCCCCUCAGACGCAUCCACCGCCACCGCCGCCCAAUACCGAGUGUUCUACCUCAAGAACACGACGCCGUUUCCCUUGGACAAACAAGAUCAACUGAGCAAGAAGCACAGAAAGAUGAGGCACAAGCAGAAGAAGAGGAGAAAGAAAACCAACAAGAACUUCAAAAGCAGGCCUUUCUCCGUAAUGCUGCCCAAGGGUUUUGUCCCUCCUUCCGGCUCCUCCCCUUGCCACAAUGGUUACCCCAACUCCGUCGUCUUCUUCUGCGACCUUGCCCCCACCACUGCAAAACCAUAG
This is a messenger RNA of Prunus armeniaca (apricot), 420 nucleotides long. The record is from the annotation of a GenBank genome assembly. NCBI's taxonomy places the organism in Eukaryota, Viridiplantae, Streptophyta, Magnoliopsida, Rosales, Rosaceae.